This is a messenger RNA of Diospyros lotus (date-plum), 1089 nucleotides long. RefSeq names its product mitogen-activated protein kinase kinase kinase 20-like. Gene Ontology annotation, biological process: protein phosphorylation. The transcript has 2 exons. Lineage: Eukaryota; Viridiplantae; Streptophyta; Magnoliopsida; Ericales; Ebenaceae. Gene Ontology annotation, molecular function: protein kinase activity; ATP binding. The record is from RefSeq and is a predicted model, not a curated record. Bases 1 to 1026 code for a protein of 341 amino acids.
AUGCAGUGGAGCAGAGGGGAAAAGCUGGGAAGUGGUGCUUCCGGGACGGUGUACGUGGCUCAUGUUCUGCAAGAUCAAUGUUCCAUCAAGAACGGCCUUCCUUCCAAUGUCAUGGCCGUCAAAUCUGCGGAAGUUGAGUGGGCUGGCCCGCUUUUGAAGGAGAAGAAACUGCUGACUCGCUUCCAGUCUUGUCCCCAUGUUAUUCGCUGUUUUGGGGACAAUAUCACAGACGAAAAUGGUGUCCAAAUGUACAACCUCUGGCUGGAAUAUGCCUCGGGUGGUAGUUUGGCCGAUCGGCUUACGAGGUUGGGUAGAGGGUUAUCCGAGGAUGAGGUCCGAAAGCACACUCAGUCCGUUUUGAAGGGUCUGCGCCACCUUCACAUGCAAGGAUACGUUCAUUGUGACCUCAAGCCUCACAACAUCUUGCUGGUGCAAGAAGAUGCCAAGAUCGCCGAUCUUGGGUCAGCAAAGAAGGCUGGAAACACACUGAAGAAGAAGCAACGCAAGCCGAGUCUCAGGGGCACGCCUAUGUACAUGGCACCGGAGUCCAUCCGCCAACAAGACUACCAGCCCGAGACCGAUAUUUGGGCCCUUGGCUGCACCGUUUUGCAGCUCAUCACCGGGAAGGAGCCCUGGAGGUGUGAUCCAGGAAUGGCAUCUGUGGCUUUGAUGUAUAGGAUUGCCAGCACAGACAAAGUUCCAGAAAUUCCUAGCGCCGAGUUGAUGUCUUCUGAGGUCAGAGAUUUUCUAAACAAGUGCUUGGUUAGGGAUCCCAAGUCUAGGUGGACCGCUGACGAGCUCUUGGGCCAUCCUUUUCUUUCGGCUACCCAGGGAAUUCAAGAGCAAUCAAACAAGAAAGCAUUGGCUGUACAUGAAGGUAAGAAAGCAACGCAUAGCUCACCAAUGUCCCAGAGUUCAUUAGGCCAAUUGAUCAGGCCAAACUUGAUUCUGUACCCUUCAGUUGUAGUUGCUUGUGGAGAGAGGAGGAGAAUCGAGAAGGAAGCAGAGCUGUUUGCAGUAUACUAGCAGUUUCAAGCAAGAUCUCCAGGCGUAGCACUGGAAUGCCAAGAGAUUUUCAGUCUUACCAAA